Messenger RNA from Fraxinus pennsylvanica, 885 nucleotides. The record is from the annotation of a GenBank genome assembly. Lineage: Eukaryota; Viridiplantae; Streptophyta; Magnoliopsida; Lamiales; Oleaceae.
AUGGCAUCCAGAUUCACCCCCCACCUCCUCCGCUGCCGCCACUGGCUACAUCACCAUCACCAUCACCAUCACCAUCACCACCCCCUUUCCCUUCUCCGACACCACUUUACCACCAGCUCAACCACCGUCUUCCCUAAACCCCACCCUUUAUAUUCCCUCCUCAAAUUCCACGAACCGCCAAUCCUUGCCCAUUCCCGACAACCCUUCCUCCCUUUCAACCUCCGCUUCCUAUCCACCCGCUCCAUCCGACCGGCCCGGACGAACAAGCCUGACAUCGGGGCCCGAGCUCGCCAGCUCCAAAACCGCCGCCUUUGGACCUACGCCAUCACCUUCAGUUGCAUCGCCGGAUUUAUAGUUAUAGUACUCAAUCAAUUCCAAGAUCAGCUCGUGUUCUACAUCACCCCCACAGACGCCCUGCAAAAGUACAACUCUAAUCCUAGCAAAUCAAAAUUCCGGCUUGGCGGGUUAGUACUGGAAAACAGUGUUGCCCAAUUACCCUCCUCCCCAGAAACCCAAUUCGUAAUUACGGACCUGAUCACGGAUAUUUUGGUCAAAUACGAAGGCAGUUUGCCGGAUCUUUUCCGAGAAGGGCAUUCCGUUGUGGUGGAGGGGUUUAUUAAGCCGUUUGAUGAGGAAAUUAAGAAAAAGGAGGAGGGCAUUUUGAGGAAUAGCAAUAAGUUGGGAAUUACGGAGAAAGCAAGGGGCUUGGAGUGCUUUUUUGCGGCCACAGAGGUUUUGGCCAAGCAUGAUGAGAAGUAUAUGCCGGCUGAAGUGGCAAGUGCAAUCGAGAAGAAUAAAAAGAAGUUAAUUGAAGAGGAGAAGAGCAGAGAGGAGGCAUGGUCCAAUGCUAAACCCACCACUAAUGCUGAUGGAGCGACUGCUUAG